AAGAAGACAGGGGAAAGAUACAGCAAGAGAAUAUACCAGCAGGGCAGGAGUCGGAACAGACAGAGAGAGGGUCACACAGGAGCCACAGCCGGGGGAAAGGGGCCAUAGGGGGCUGCUCGUUGGCAGGGGGGUGCUCAGAGGCACAGGGAGCAGGGAGAUUGGGCUAAAGCUGCCUGACCCACUUAGCACAAGCUGCGAGACCCUUCCUACCCCUGCCCCGGGGAGGGUGGGAGAAGAGCUCGGGGGCAGUAUGGGAUAGGGAGUCACAGCCAAAGGAGCUCAGAGAGACCCAAGGGUGCAACAUGGAAGUGAUGGAGCAAGAGGAGUCCCAGCAGGAACCCAUCUUCUUUGGAGCAGGACCACCUCCCAUGUGCGAAGCCCCAGAUCUGGGGGAAGAUGCCGGCCUUUACAUGGAGUUCAUGAUGAAGAACUGCUGUUACGACGCCAUUCCUACCAGCUGCAAGUUGGUCGUGUUUGACACCACCCUGCAGAUAAAGAAGGCGUUCCUGGCACUGGUGGCCAAUGGAGUACGGGCAGCCCCUCUAUGGGACAGCAAGCAGCACAGCUUUGUGGGAAUGCUCACCAUCACCGACUUCAUCAACAUCCUGCACCGAUACUACAAGGCGCCCCUGGUUCAGAUAUACGAACUGGAGGAGCAUAAAAUAGAGACAUGGAGAGAAGUUUACCUGCAAAGUUCUUUCAAGCCAUUAAUCUAUAUCUCCCCAGCAGACAGCCUUUUCCACGCUGUAUAUUCACUUAUCAAGAAUAAGAUCCACCGGCUGCCAGUAAUGGAUCCCAUAUCCGGAAACAUCCUGCAUAUCCUUACGCACAAACGUCUCCUCAAGUUCCUCCACCUGUUUGGAGACACUCUCCCAAGGCCACGGUUCUUGCAGAAGACCAUCCUGGAGUUGGGCAUCGGCACCUUUAGGGAUGUGGCAGUCGUGCAGGACUCCUCCUCUGUCUACAACGCACUGGAAAUCUUUGUAGAGAGGAGAGUUUCUGCCCUCCCCGUGGUGAAUGAAUCUGGGCAGGUGGUCGGACUCUAUUCCCGCUUUGAUGUAAUACACCUUGCGGCACAGAAGAUCUAUAACAACCUGGAUAUCAGCGUACGAGAUGCCCUGCGCUUGCGUUCUCUGAGUAUUGAGGGGGUCCUCAUGUGUUACCCCCAUGAAAGUCUGGAGGUGGUCAUUGAUCGAAUUGUCCGAGAACAGAUUCAUCGCCUGGUUCUGGUGGAUGAAGACCAUCGGCCUCGGGGUAUUGUGUCUCUCUCUGACAUUCUGCAGGCACUGGUGCUCACUCCCGCAGGUAUUGACCGCAAUUCCUUGUGACCCGACGAAGCUCAGGAUGUUAAGUAUGUUGCAUUCUUGCGGAUUGGUGUGAUUGGAUGUUUUUGUGGUUGUGUAACCAGAAGAAUGACUCUGGACAUAGUCCAAAAAGGGAAACGGUCUAUUCAGGUCUAGAAGACCAUGGUGGACACUUCCAGGCAAUGCCUUACUGAUGGAGGCCAAAGAUGGUGAAUGGUCGCUGAGCUGUGGAUGGGAUAUCUUCCAUAUAGUCAAGCCUCUUCAAUCCAGUGCCUCAUAAAGUGAUGAUCCCCAAAGGAUUGUAGAACUUUUUCAUAAUGAAUAUCAUUGGACAGUAUAUGGAACUGCCUUCUGUUGUUGGGUUGAUGACUACUCUUGGGUUGAUGGUACCGUCAGCCACACAUGAAGGAAAAAGACAGAACUGACAUUAAUUCCACCAACCUGGAGUAUUGGUGAAGCUUGGUAAGGAAGCAGAUCAUGGGAGAUACAAUGAGCCCACAUAUAGAUAAUGUUUGCACCCCUAUAAUUUAGGGAAUUCCCCCCCGUGGGAACCUUUGGCUGUUGAGAAUCCUUCAUUUAUUAAAGGUGGACAUGGCUACUCACUGUAUCUCUUGAAUGGCAUUGGUGCAGAGUCGGCAUAGACAACCGAUCCCUCCUUGUAAUUGGAUCCUCAGUCAGCCAAUGGCCCAUCACUACAAUUCCCUGAAUAGUAAAUUGAUCAGAACUUAAAGGGAAAGUAAGACCAUAAAUUUCCACAAAUGCAUUUACCCAUUGAGUUUGCACCUUUGUAGAACGUUUGAUAUUUAACGGAAACAUCUUUACCACUGUAGGGCUUUGUGUCCCAAGCUAUGGACAUAUAUUAUAACAUGUUCCACUGAAUGCAGCAGCUUGGGCUUUAUUGAGACCACAAAUAAAAGAUGGCUGAACACAGCAGCAAAGAUACUGCGAAUAUAAAAACAUUACAGAAUAAUGUCUGUGCUAAUCCAAAUGAAUGGUUUUGUGUGUGCCACUAGCAUCAGCUGGGUAGUAUAUGUCUAUAUACACCUCAACACGUGCAGAAUAAAUAGAACUUAUGCUGACAAUG
Messenger RNA from Xenopus tropicalis (tropical clawed frog), 2388 nucleotides. It is a transcript of the gene prkag3, whose product is annotated as protein kinase, AMP-activated, gamma 3 non-catalytic subunit. Bases 303 to 1328 code for a protein of 341 amino acids. The record is from RefSeq and is marked validated. The transcript has 13 exons. NCBI's taxonomy places the organism in Eukaryota, Metazoa, Chordata, Amphibia, Anura, Pipidae.